Messenger RNA from Exaiptasia diaphana, 637 nucleotides. Its product is annotated as beta-1,4-galactosyltransferase 7. The transcript is spliced from 3 exons. The record is from RefSeq and is a predicted model, not a curated record. Gene Ontology annotation, molecular function: xylosylprotein 4-beta-galactosyltransferase activity. Lineage: Eukaryota; Metazoa; Cnidaria; Anthozoa; Actiniaria; Aiptasiidae. Bases 1 to 345 code for a protein of 114 amino acids. Gene Ontology annotation, biological process: carbohydrate metabolic process; proteoglycan biosynthetic process.
AUGACUUACAUAUUUAACCGUGCUAGUCUACUUAAUGUUGGAUUCCUAGCAGCAAGAAAAGACAACUGUGAUUAUAUUGUCAUGCAUGAUGUCGAUCUGUUACCACUGAACAACAAACUGUUUUAUGGUUUUCCUGAAAAAGGACCAUUUCACAUAUCAGCUCCUCAUCUUCAUCCUAAAUACCAUUAUCGUACUUUUGUUGGGGGCAUAUUAAUGAUGUCAGUUGAGCAUUUUGAGAAGGUCAAUGGGUUAUCAAACAAGUUCUGGGGCUGGGGACGGGAAGACGAUGAACUCUACCAACGAAUAAUGUCAGCUGGUCUUACAGUAAGUGAAUCUUGUCCAUAAUGUUAUACGUCAGAUUAAAAUAGGUUGUCUCCUUUACAGAACUUCCCCAAUGCUACAAUGCAUCUUUAAAAGAGAGAACUAUGCCUUUGCAUUGAAGUGAAACAACCGUUGAGCUUCCAUUGAACAACAUUGCUUGACUAGACACCUGUGAUCUAUUUGCCCUGUUAGUAGAGAGCAUUAUUUACGUCUUUGGAUAUGGUAAAUAACAAGCUAGUCACAGGGUUUGUUUUUUUUUCAUGUGCGAAGGAAGAUUUCAUUGCAUGUUCAAUGUACCUAGUGCAAGCAACUGUUA